Messenger RNA from Mycena indigotica, 1365 nucleotides. RefSeq lists its product as uncharacterized. The transcript is spliced from 13 exons. The coding region runs from base 1 to 1365 and encodes 454 amino acids. The record is from RefSeq and is a predicted model, not a curated record. NCBI's taxonomy places the organism in Eukaryota, Fungi, Basidiomycota, Agaricomycetes, Agaricales, Mycenaceae.
AUGGCCGGCAUUCCUCGCCUCAAUGUCGACGAGACGCUUGGAGCUGCCUUUAUUGGCUUUGCCUUCUCUUGCGCCGCGAUGGGGGUCUGUACGAACCAGGCUGUGACCUACUUUACGCGAUUUCCCGAAGACAAACCCCGGUAUAAGCUUCUGGUCGUUGCUGUUUGGAUCCUCUGCGCAGUUGACCAAUCCUUCAUCGGACAUGCUGUGUAUUUUUACACCAUAACGAACUACGCCAAUCCGGUCGUACUGCUUGAACGGGUUGCGUGGACCCUCAUCUUACAACUUACACUUGGGGCAGUCAUUGGUACACUGGUUCGAAUAACAUUUGCUGUGCGGGUCUGGCGUUUCAGCCAAAGAAACAACUUUGUCACCGCCUUAAUUUUACUACUUACCGUGGCAGAAUUGGCACUGGCAAUCGUUUUUACUGUGAAAUGCUUCCAAAAUCCCUUCUUGAAUGUUCUUCCCCGGCUCAAGCUGAUGGCCUCGCUUGCACUUGGAGUGGGAGCCCUCACGGAUGUAGUGAUUGCCGUGGCUCUAUGCUAUUUCCUCAGACAAUACCGGACUGGAUCGAAACGGGCCGAUAACCUUGUUACCAUCCUCACCGUAUAUGCUAUCAAUACCGGUGCAUUCACAGCAGGCUUUGGCAUCAUCACGUUGGUAUUUUACGAUUUGCGUCCUGAUAAUAUGCAGUUCCUCGCCUUCUUUUUCGUCUUGUCGAAACUUUAUGCGAUCUCGUUCUACUGCACUCUCAACACGCGUCGCAGCAUUCGUGGCAAGGGGACCGAUGGCUCUGCUGCACGCUCGGGGGCAACACGUGUGACGAUAUCGAUUCCUGGUCGUUCCGCAGGAAAUGGGAAUCCUCGCACGACAAAAGGCACAACAGGAACCGUCGUCUAUGGGUAUCCGACCUCGGCGAUGGGGACAAGCUCUGAUGCACCUGCCAGUGCUUUUGGGAGGGCAGGUGGACGCAGAUCGCCAGGCCCAGCGUUGGAGGUCGGUGUCAACCAGGAAGUUUCUACUGUCUCGGACCUGGAUGAAACGGGCCUUGAUGUGAAAGCUCACGACGACUAUGAAUACGGCUACCCGGACUCAAGUAAGCGGUACUCACAGUCGCAAUCUAGUCAGCACAAUCGGGACGACAAGGACGAACUUGAGCUUGCUCACAGAAACGUUGCGUCUAGCGUGGCUGGCAGUGCCACGUUUGCAUUACCAUACGCAUACUCGCCGCCAACGUCUCCUGCUUACGCACACUCUCUCGAAAGUGGAAGUGGAUAUGGAUGGGGAAGUGCUGGCGAACGAGGGAGGAAAGGUGUUUACGCGUAUGGGCAUGGUCGCAAGGAACGCAACGCGGAGGCACAAUAA